GGAUGCAGAGAUCAGCCAGCGCAGGGAUCUGUUCAAGGCCGGGCUCCGUCUGUCUGCGCGCUACGGCACACACUGCGAGUCUCAAGCAGACAAGAAGAAGCAGCAACGGUCGAGAUACACAGAAGACACGGCUGACAGACGCUGCCAAGUGUGUCAGCAUCUGUGUUACCUCUCCAUGGUUGUUCACGAAAGUGACAACGUGGUUUUCUGUCUGGAAUGUGCUCUUCGAUACAUCCAGAAGCGCAGGUCCCCCCGUGGCCUCAAGAUGAUGUUUCGUUACACUGAGGUACUUGACUGUCUACAGCAAGUGGAUAUAAAAUACCA
This is a messenger RNA of Sinocyclocheilus rhinocerous, 324 nucleotides long. Its product is annotated as protein Jumonji-like. The record is from RefSeq and is a predicted model, not a curated record. The annotation marks the transcript as partial. The transcript is spliced from 2 exons. NCBI's taxonomy places the organism in Eukaryota, Metazoa, Chordata, Actinopteri, Cypriniformes, Cyprinidae.